Choloepus didactylus (southern two-toed sloth) is the source of this 5278-nucleotide messenger RNA. RefSeq names its product CMRF35-like molecule 7. Lineage: Eukaryota; Metazoa; Chordata; Mammalia; Pilosa; Megalonychidae. Gene Ontology annotation, cellular component: plasma membrane. Bases 3762 to 4724 code for a protein of 320 amino acids. The record is from RefSeq and is a predicted model, not a curated record. The transcript is spliced from 4 exons. Gene Ontology annotation, molecular function: transmembrane signaling receptor activity.
CUGGGCCCGGGAGCUGCACUAAGGGGCAGAUGGGCGGCAGGGAGGGUGAACGCCAGGUUCCGGUGGAGGAGUCAGGUCAGCUGAAUGAGAGGCAGCUUUAUGAGUUCAUCAGCAAAAGCACAGCGGGGUCCUGCCCCGUGCCCGGCAUGGCACCAAGCCCAAUGGGCAGGAAGGGAAGAGAGAAAUAGGACCAGCCGUUAAAGAGGACACACACGUCUUAUUGGGAGGCACAUGCAAAAGACAAGCAAGAUCAGGGUGCACUUGGAGGCAGUGAAGGAGAAGGAGGUGAGCUCAGUGGAUGGAGCAGCCCCGGUUGGGGGAGCUAGAGACGCCUCUCAUUUGAUGAGCCUUGAAGGCUGGUAUCAGUCCUUCCACCAGAGAAGAGAAAGAGCCUCCCAAGGAGACGAGCUGCUUGUGCAAAGCCCAAGGCUUGAGAAAGGGCAGAGCAUCUGUGCAGAAGGCCUCUCGGUGUGCAGGGCACCGGGGGUGACUGGUUGGACAGGGGCACUGAAAACACAGAAGACAAGACAAGGACAGUCCUAGGAGCCCAGGUGGAAGAAGGGAGGCGCUUGGUUCUCCCUCCCCCUUGGAAAACCACCUCGGGCACCUUGGCACAUCUGGGACACAUCCGCCUGAGGUGUGCAGUAUGUGUGGGUGGCACUGUCUUCUCUCGGGGCCAGGGGCUGACUCCCUGGCAUGGGAAGAGCAGUUCACAGAAGGAGGACAGGAAAGAGCACAGCCAGGGAGCUCGGGGGCCGAGUUCCAGCCCUCGCUGAAGCCCAGGACCCAGCAAUCUCUCGCUGGUCUAAGACCUGGGUCUCUGGUGUGAAUGGAAAGUCUCCGAGGUCCUAUCCAGCUUUGACUUUGUAGGAUCCUACUCUUUAGAUCCAACAUGAGGAAGCAAGGGCUGUGGGCACUCCCAGACCUGUGGCUGCUGUUGAUUUUGUCGAUGAUGUCACCGGGUGAUUCAUCCGCAGAGGGGCCCUCUGUGACCGCUGCAUUAAUAAGCAGGGCUCCCUGUGGCCUGGAAUUCACAAAGAACCGAGAUUGGAAUGUCUAUGCCACGGACCCUGGGUUUGCAUUUGAGUUCAGGGGCCCCCACCUGCUCCCUGUCUUUAGCCCAAUGGGUUCUGCAGAAACAGGACAGAGCCCGUGCUCGCCCAACGCUGCAAGUUAACAUGGAAAGGGGGUGGCUAGGCAAGGAUGGAGGAAAGGCCUCCCUGCCUCGCUUUCACCACCAAAUUGCCAUUGGGUCCUCUGGGGUUACUCUGUGACGUAGAAGAAGACAAGAAAACGGAGGGGAAGGGGUUCAAACCGUCCAGCCCCCAGCAGGACAUCUCCGUCUACUCCGUGUGUGAGCCUGGCCACCUUGCCAGGAGGAGAAGCAUCCUCACCGUCAGGCACCCAGAUGCUUGGUUAGUGUGUGAGCGUGGGAAAAAACACCCGUCCUCCCCAUGGGCAAAGUGACGCGGGGGCGGCCAGGUCCCAGACAGGGUCCCCCGAGCUCCUUCCCUGUACCCAGGAUUCACUCUUCAGAGACUGGGCUGGCCUUCCUGCGCCUGAACCAACGAUGCAAAACAAGAUGGGCUCAGACCCCAUCCCCCUCCCAGGGAACAUUCCAGCGCCCCCCUCAAGUUCUGCAAUCUGUGUUUUGGGGGUUGAUGUUCCCGUGGGUGUCCCUGCUCCAGGUUCCACCCUUGGCCCAUUCUGGGCACCAUUUACUCCCAGCUGCCGGCCCAGAGGGGCUCAGGCCAUUUUCCAGAUUUUGAGAAAACGUCAUUCAUUCCCACAAGGAUUUUGCGUGUGUGGCAAACAUUCCCGAAGGACUAGCACAAAGGAGAAAGUUUAUAUUUUAGAUUCACAAAAACAAAAACCGGGAACUACUGACAGUCUUAUGCUUUACAAACUCCUGGUCCCCAGAGUUUGCUCCAAGCUGACUGCCGUCCCCUCAUCUCCACCCAACCUUCCCUCAAAACAACUCUUGAUGAUGUCUAUCGGCCUAAUUAAUAAUUCCAGCCAUUGUAGUCUUCAUUUAUAAAAUCACUCACAUAAUUUUUUAAUGACCCUGAUAGCAUCAUGAGCAUUUUGAUGUCAGAUUCAAUUGCCAGCGCUGGCACUGAGGAAAAUGGUGUGAAGCAGCACUAGCACCCAUCUGCUGUUUGAGUGCUCACGAAUACAGUCGGGGUUGAGCCUCUGCUUUGUGCUGUUUUGCUUUUGAGGAAAAAAAAAAUGCUCCUCUCUGCUGGCUCCUGCAUUUGAUUUUAAUUUAUGCCAGUUGACGUCUUUGAGCAACUCUUUUCAUAACUGACUCCUUCUUAAUUUUUUAAUUUUUUUUUUUAUCAGUUUAUGAUAGUGUAAAAAUUUUAGCAAGGUGUGAUUUAGUGAAAUUUCCACCAUAAAACCCAAUCUCAGUGCCAAUCACCGGUAAAAUUUAGAACAUGUCUUUUCAGAUGUUUUGCCUAUGUAUAUACUAUUGAAAAACCACAGAAACAGAAUCAUACACACAGUUAGGAAACUUUUUAUUAACCUAACAAUAUAUAUUUUGCUAUCAUUAGCUGAAGAUUUGUCUUUUUCUUUUUAACCAUGUUGUGGAUGGGCCAUAAUUUAUUUUCCCAAUCUCCUAUUGAUGGCUUUUGAGUUUGUUUCUAAUUCCAUUACUACAUAAUGUUUUAGUUUCUCAGCUGCUAAAACAAAUACCAGGCAAUGGGUUUAGGCUUAACAGCAGGAAUUUAUGGGAUGGUGGUUGAAGACACUAGAAGGCUUGCUUCCUCCGGGUCAGUAGCUUCUGGCUGGCGCAGUCUAUCACAUGGCAAUGCACAUGGUGGUAUCUUCUCCUUUCUCUUCCAUGUUCUGGUUACUUCCAGCUUCUGGCUGCCCCCUGUGGCUUCGCUUUCUCUGUGACCUUCUCUACAAGGCCUGUAGUAACAGGGUUAAGACAUAUCCUGAUUCACUGAGCCACACCUCAACUGAGUAACCUCAUCAAAAGGAACUACUUACAACAGGUUCACACCCACAGGAAUGGAUUAAGAUUAAGAACAUGUUUUACUGGGGUACAAAGCUCCAACCCACUACACAUUAGCACAGCAAUUAACAUCCUCAUACUUCACUGCUCGUUGGUGCGCAAAUUAUAGCUAAUCCCUAAAUUGAAAUGACUGGGGCCAAGAUCAUGGACACCAGCUUCUUUCCAAAAACAACCACAAAUUUUACCGGUACCUUCCCUGAGCCAGAUGCUGAGCAAGAUGCUGGAGCUGACAGUGGGGAAGAGAGAAAGAAAAUGAAUGCUAUCUUCUCUCUUCGGACUGAACACCUAGCAAGAAAGACAAAAAAAGCCAGUUAACAGCAAUAACAUACCUGUGCUAAGUUCAGGUUCCUUACAGGGGGCAGUGGGAGAAUGGAGAGGAAGCAGUUCUCAGUGGCAGGAGGCUUCUCGAAAAAAAAGAAGCUGAACCUUGAAGGUAAAGGUGAGCAGCAGAAGGGGUUUCCAGGCAGAAGGAAGUUCAUGAGGUCAGGAGAAGAGAGCAUCGGAGUGGCUUACAGCACGGACUGGGAGGCAGCAGGGGCAGGAAGUGGUGCUGGAAAGAGAACUUGGGGCCAGAGUAGAAAGAGACUUGAUGGCCAAACUGCUGUGGGUCAACCUGUGCCCUCGAGACGAUCAUUUCAAGUCCUACCCCUGGUUCCUGUGACGUGACCUCAGAUGGAAAUGAUCAAGUCAAGAUGGGGUCAUACUGGACUAAACCUUCUAAGGAGAGGGAGAUUUGGAGAUGCAGACAGACACACAGGGAAGAAGGCCACGAGAAGACAGAGGCAGAGAUGGGCUGUGCGGCCACGAGGCCGUCGGUCACCAGGAGCUGGGAGAGGCAGGGAAAUCACCUUCCCUAGAACCUUCCGAAGGAGCACGGCCUGCUGACCUCCAGCCUCCAGACUAUGAGCCACUACGCUUCUGGUGUUUUAAACCACCUGGUGUGUGGAAAUUUGUUACAGCCACCCUAGGAAACCAAGGCUGUUUCUCCAUCCAAGGUCCAAAGUCCGUGAGAGGCCCAGAGCAGGGGUCGGUGACCCUGCAGUGUCACUACGACGCAGAGUGGGAGAACUACAGGAAGUGGUGGUGUCGCGGGGCAAACUGGGGCUCCUGCAACAUCCUCAUCAGGACCAACCAGUCCUCAAAAGCAGGGAAGAGAGGCCGCGUGUCCAUCAGGGACUAUCCGGAGAAGCUCUCGUUCGCCGUGACCAUGGAGAACCUCAGGAGGGACGACGCUGACACGUACUGGUGUGGGAUUGAGAGAGUCGGAACUGACCUUGGGUAUCAAGUUAAAGUGACCGUGGACCCAGCUCCGAUGAACCCAAGAGACAGCCCGCCUCCAGGACGCCGGGCCAUGCCGACGAACAACAGCCGAGCCUGGGGGACCCCCUUCAUCAGGACCCACUACGUGCUCCUGAUAUUUGUGAAGUUUCCCAUCUUGCUCAUCUUGCUCGGGGCUAUCCUCUGGUUGAAGGAGUCUCAGAGGGUCAGGCCGUCUAUGCAAACUUGUCCUCAGCAGAAGCGACAGCCCCGAGUCUUCAGGUGGCAGGGGCUGAGGCCAGGAGCCCUGGAACUCCACCCUGGCCUGGGGGUGCCACCCAGACACCCUCCCUGCUCUGCACAGCUCUGGGGCACAGCCGAGGACCUUUCUGAGGUGUCACUGCCGCCUGGAAUACGAGCACCUCAUUCCCACGUCUUCCGGUAGUGGUACACCCACGCCAGCCACCAGAGGAGGGCGAGGGACUGACUCAUGCUCAGGGGCGCUGGGGUGGAGCCCCCACAAACCUGCCCCGCUGCUGGGACAGCUCGGUGGCAGAGCCUGGGGCAGAGACACAGAGAGGCAGCAGACAUGUGAGAAAGAGACAAAUGGAGAGACCUGGGGUUCUCUCAUUCCUGAGACAAGCUCAAUGCCUUCCUUUUUGAGGUUCUGAUAGAGAAGUUUAAAAAAUAAUCUCUUGAGGGAUUGAAAAUGCCUUCUUGACCAAAGGUGGGGGGGAAAGAAAGGUAACAAAAUAAGGUUACAGUGGCUAAGAGAUCUCAAACAGAGAUGAAAGGAUAUCCUGAAGGUUUCUUUUACGCAAGCUCCCGCUAGACAUCCCAAAUGGCCACGGUGUGCCCUGCCCUUACCAACAGCAGUCCCCAAAUACCUAGGUCCCUGACAGUCUAUAAAAGAUUCACUCACUAAGUUUAUCUCUAAGGAACUUAAGUCCCCCAGAGUGUUCCUACACCAGAUAAGUUCUAAAACCCAGAGACAACAGC